UAUCAUGAUUAUGGAGGAUAUGUGAUCUGACGUGAAACCAGGCUAUAGCUUAAUCAUUUUUUUCCUAUAGCACUUUCAACUGAUUUCAAUUAAAUUUCAUUGAAGUCUAUAUCUAUUGAUUAUGUAAGCCCGAUCCCACUAUUGGUACAGCUUCCAGUAUGAUCUCCAACUCUUUAUGCGCUUCGUCCUGAUUGGAAUGUUACUGGAAGUGAUGUUUUUAUUAAGACGACCAAACUGACUCGAGAUAUAAACCUUCAAACUGCUCAAUUUCGCCAUCGAUUGAGAGACGGAAUGGAGAAUUUUACUGUAUUACCUGACCAGAGCAAUUAUACAAAUCAAUCUUGUGAUGGGUAUGAGAAUGCUACCGGUUGCUAUGGGAAUUUGACCGGGAAUAGAGCGGGGUCGGAUCCUGGUACGAGCUGGGAUGAUGCUACUUGGAUCCUCACGAGUGCGUUUGUGAUAUUUACUAUGCAAUCAGGUUUUGGUCUCCUGGAGUCUGGUAUGGUAUCCCGUAAGAAUGAAGUCAAUAUCAUGGUAAAGAAUGCUGUUGAUGUCAUCUUUGGUGGAUUGACUUACUGGAUGUUCGGUUAUGGUUUAAGCUUUGGUGACGACGAGGGAACUAACCCAUUCUGUGGAGUUGGUCAUUUCUUCACCGAUUCUGGUGAUGCAGACGAGCUAGGUUGGAUCUUUGCUCAGUUUGUAUUUCAGGCUUCAUUUGCUACCACUGCUACUACUAUAGUAUCAGGUGCGAUGGCAGAGAGGACUAAACUGGAAGCAUAUUGUGUUUUCUCUUUGGUAAACACUCUCAUUUACUGCUUUCCAGCUCAUUGGAUCUGGGCAAAGACUGGUAUAUUCAAUCAAAUGGGUGCUGUUGAUAUAGCGGGUGCUGGUGCUGUUCAUUUAGUUGGAGGGAUCACUGGCUUGACGGCGACAUUGAUGUUGAAACCCCGUCGUGGUCGUUUCUCAAGCCCACGCGCAACCAUGGAAAUGAGUAAUCCUACUAAUGCUUUGCUUGGAAUGUUCAUGCUCUGGUGGGGAUGGCUUGGUUUUAACUGUGGAUCAACGUUUGGUAUCUCUGGUGGAAAAUGGAAACUUGCAACGAGGUCUGCUAUCGUGACCGUAAUGUCAGGCGUUGGUGGCGGUAUAUUGAGUAUGAUCUGCAGCUACAUACAGCGGCCGAACGGACACAAAUUUGAGCUGGGUUACCUAAUGAAUGGUAUCCUAGGUGGUCUUGUCGCUAUAACAGCUCUAUGUGCUUUAGCACGUCCAUGGGAAGGGUUAUUGAUAGGAUCUAUUGGUGGUCUCAUCGCAGUCUACACACCACCCUUGCUAGAAAAGUUCAGAAUUGACGACCCUGUAGGGGUAAUAGGGGUCCAUGCUGUAUCUGCAUCAUGGGGUAUCUUAGCAGUUGGUAUAUUCGCUCAGCCAGAUGAUAUCGAGAAUCUUAAUGUGAGAUCAGGGUUAUUCUACGGUGGUGGAUGGGAGCUCAUUGGCAUACAAGCUUUGAUGCUGGUCACUCUUAUAGCCUGGACCGGUCUGACGUCAUUCAUCCUUCUCUAUGCCAUACAAAUCACUAUAGGUCUUCGAUGUUCCGUAGUCGAAGAGAUUCUGGGAGCAGACAUCAUUGAACACGGCAUUGAUCAAAGCAGUCCCGAGGAUCGCGCAAACGUUCUCCGUGAACUUCACUCGUUGGGGAAAGAAAUCCCGGAAUAUUUACUCUAUAAUUCAUCAGGUCGGAACUGGAGACAGAGUGCGCGAACCCUUCACGUGGGAUCAUCGACGGUUUCAAGGGAACUCUGUGACAUCGAGAGGAGAUCGAGUAUCUUUUCGUUAUCAAGCACUGCUGUAGAACGACCGAAACAAAAUGAAGACAUCACAUUCCCCAGUCGAAAUCGCAUGGAACUUUUUGAGAACAAUGGCAUAGGACAAACCAUGAAUGGAAAUCUGAGGAGGACUACGAGCAAGAAAUAUCGAGGAAAGAAACAUUUGAUGCCCCUUAGCAAAGGAAAGAACAGACUUCAUUCAAAUGGAUCAAGGCAGAAACCAUUGGAGUUGGAUGUGUCAAGGCUUGAGAUCAGAGAUCGGCAGACGACGGAUGUCACGGAAACGGUUGUCAUAGAAACCGCGAACAAGCCUUCUUCCUAGCCGCAGUACUUUUGAAAAUCAUCACAUCAAAGCUUACUUGUUUUCGAAUUGAUAGAUUCUAAUGUCGCUUAGGUCUUCGUUUUAUUUUACUCAGUUGAGAGGAAAUAACACUAACUUUUACCAAGAUAUUUCCCAAAGUUCCGCAUCAUCUACUUAAAUAGAAAGCUAUUUGAAAUCCCUCUUACACAUGCGUUGACGGUA
This is a messenger RNA of Lytechinus variegatus (green sea urchin), 2346 nucleotides long. Its product is annotated as putative ammonium transporter 3. Gene Ontology annotation, biological process: ammonium homeostasis; ammonium transmembrane transport. The transcript has 11 exons. NCBI's taxonomy places the organism in Eukaryota, Metazoa, Echinodermata, Echinoidea, Temnopleuroida, Toxopneustidae. The record is from RefSeq and is a predicted model, not a curated record. Gene Ontology annotation, molecular function: ammonium channel activity. The coding region runs from base 292 to 2145 and encodes 617 amino acids. Gene Ontology annotation, cellular component: membrane.